AUGUCUGGAAAACCACUGUUCCCAUCGCUGGCCACGCUGCUGCAUGUGGAAUCCUCCGACAUUGCUUCUGUGAGUUACCAGCCAUUGCAGUUCACCAAAUUCAAACCCGACAGGCAGGGUGUUAUUAAGCUGCCACCGCUAUUUGCGGGGACGGGGACGGGAACGGAUGCUAGCACCCCACAGACCCAGUGUGUCAGGAGCCCGCUCACACAGGUGUCAUCACACAAUAUUAUGAGGAUCCAGAAUAUUGAUUCGUCCCACAAGUCGUGUAUGCUAUUGUCCAGGUCGACACCACCCUCCUCUGCGUCCGCCAUUAUCAUACCUCCCGAAGAAUCUCCUUCGAGGUGUGUCGAGAAGCAGUUUCAGAACACGAAUUUCAGCCAUGUGUCAAAGUCAUAUGCUACUGUCUUGGAAGCUGCAACGGUACCAGUGGACUCGGCUUGUUCAAUGCACGGUGAUUCAACUGCGGAGGUGGAAACCUCCGUGUCCUCACACAAGCGGGCCUCCGUCAACUCAUCCAGGAAAAGAUCGUUUGCAUUUAUUUCUCAUUCACAAGAAACAUUCCUGUCACAGGAGCCCUCUAUAGAUAAUGCCCCCCUGGCUCGUCGUAAGAGGAGGAGAACCUCCAAGCACGAACUUACCAUUCUGCAACAAGAAUUUGAAAAAUGUCGUGCACCUUCCAAGGAAAGAAGGAUGCAGCUAGCUCCUCGUUGUAACAUGACUGAGAAGGCAGUCCAGAUUUGGUUUCAGAAUAAAAGACAAGGCAUGAGGAAGAAAGAACGUGAACAGACAGAUCUACCUGCUACACCGGUAUCACAAAAAAAGUCGAGGCCUGCAGUCAGCUCUUCCCCAGAUGAUGAUUCAUGCUCCGAGACCGUCUCACGUCAAGAAAGUGUCACCCGUACGGCUCGCCGAGUUUCAGAUAUGAAGACACCAGUUAAGAAGGUUAGCUCCUGCAACCUCGGUACCAUGGCCGGUAGCUCGGCCGUCAGAAAGUCCACACCAGCAUCUUCACCGUCUAGACCUGCCUCGCAAGCUGGGAGAGGUCAGGCGUUUCGGUUCAGAUUGAAAUCUGAUAAGCAGCUCACUCCGAUCCACGCCUCGCCCAACAAUAGGGUCAAUAGAUUAAUCAACGGAAAUACCCCAGUAACUGCCAGUGCUACCAAAACCCUGGUUAUAGGUGCGAAUAAUGUUGAUAUCUCUGGCCUUCAUGAACAUGCAGCCUCUCCCAUCAAGAGAUAUAAGCGAAGGGGCAUACCACUAACAGAGCUUAGUAUUAACACUUUAAAGGACUAA
Molecule: messenger RNA, 1296 nt
Organism: Eremothecium cymbalariae DBVPG#7215
Lineage: Eukaryota; Fungi; Ascomycota; Saccharomycetes; Saccharomycetales; Saccharomycetaceae
Exons: 1
Coding region: 1-1296 (431 amino acids)
Biological process (GO): regulation of transcription by RNA polymerase II; cell differentiation
Molecular function (GO): DNA-binding transcription factor activity, RNA polymerase II-specific; RNA polymerase II cis-regulatory region sequence-specific DNA binding
Source: RefSeq, a predicted model, not a curated record